UGCGGAGCCAGAACCGCAUAGUCCCAGACUCCCCGGAAAGCCCGAAAAGCUGCGUCUAGAAUCUCCUCGCCUUCCAGAGUUGUCAGGAAGUUUGGGGGAGGGGCGCUGCGCUCUCCGCGGGCGGCAGGAGCGUGAGGGAGGACGAAAGCAGCCGCAGGUCUCCGAGCUGUCACGUUCCGCCCACGGGCGGGCUCCGGUGUUCCCGGCGGGUCCGCCGGGCACGGGUGCGGGGCGGCCGGCAGAGCGCGCGGGCGGCAUGGAGGGACUGGUCCUGCUCAACGCCCUGGCCACCCGGCUGCUCUUCGUGCUGCACUCGCUGGUCGGAGUCUGGCGAGUGACCGAAGUGAAGAAGGAGCCAUGGUACUGGCUGUUGGCGCUGCUCAACCUCUUGCUCUUUCUGGAGAUGGCGCUGACCCUCAAAUUCAAGAGCGGCAGAGGCUACAAAUGGUUUUCACCAGCCAUAUUUGUAUAUCUGAUUAGCAUUGUUCCAUCAUUAUGGCUUCUUGAAAUGCACCAUGAGAUCCAGUACUGCAGUAGCCAAUCUGAAGGAAUGUCACAAAAUACCAGCAGCAAAGAAGACUUCAAUCAAACUCUGAUGUCAGCUGAACAAACCAAUGGAGUGGAUGAUCUCAUUGAGACGGCCAAAGUUUUUGUCAAUAACCUAUCUACAGUAUGCGAGAAAGUCUGGACUUUGGGACUCCAUCAGACGUUCCUGCUAAUGCUAAUAAUUGGAAGAUGGCUUCUACCCAUUGGAGGUGGGAUCACUCGGGAUCAACUCUCUCAACUCCUCCUUAUGUUUGUGGGGACAGCUGCUGACAUCCUGGAAUUCACAAGUGAGACCCUGGAGGAAGAAAAUGUGAGGAACAGCCCUGCCCUGGUCUACGCCAUCCUUAUUAUAUGGACCUGGAGCAUGCUGCAGUUUCCCCUGGACCUGGCAGUGCAGCAUGUCGUGUGUCCUUUGUCCAUGACAACGAGGGGGUUCCCCAGACAGUUCUUUUGCCAGUACAGCGCUGACCUGUGGAACAUCGGAAUCAGCGUCUUCAUACAAGACGGUCCCUUCCUGGUUGUGCGCCUGCUACUGAUGACCUACUUCAAAGUGAUCAAUCAGAUGCUGGUGUUCUUUGCAGCCAAGAAUUUCCUCGUGGUGGUGUUACAGCUCUACCGCCUGAUGGUGUUGGCCCUGGAUGUCCGUGCUUCCUUGAGAAGUAAGCCAACAGGCCCGAAAGGAAGGCACAGGUGCCCAGGAGAACCAGCUGAGACUGGGGUCUCACCUGGAGACGGGGCAGGGGGUUCUAAGGAGGGCCUGGCUAUUCCUUUACAGGCCUCGUCGGUAACCUCUGAAGACUUCCCCCCAACAUCAUAGUCAGUCACCGACAGCAGCAUACAGCUAGAAGUUUUGAUGUACUGGUUCUUACACUCACAACCGUCCUCUCUCUCGCUUUCUUUUUAACCUCAGCAUAUAAUAACUUUCAAAAGAACAACAUACAGAAUGAUCUUAAACCAAAGCUGAGGAAUUUUUUUUUUUUUUCUGACAGAAUGAAAAGAACUUUGGCUAGUAGCUGUCGUUCCCACUUCUGUGUGAUGGUAUCAGACAUUACAGUUGUUCCACGACUAAGUGAUUUGUUUGUCUUGAACUGUUUGAAAAGCUAUGGACAGGGUUACAGUGACAUGCCCUCAAGAGAUUUAAUGCAGACAAACUGUCGCGGCUGUUACCUGAAAAUAGAGAAGCUUUGAACUUCGGCUCUAUUGUCAGACUAUCUCCUCUGAUCUUUUCUGCAGUGUCCCUCUGACAUUAAAAAAAAAAAAAAAAUGUACAUUCCAUGAAUGCAGAACAAAUGAAGGGAAAAGUACCUUUAAAAUUACCUCACUGUGGGUUGGAAGCAGUGAAUUCUCUGCCCAGCUGUCACGGCAUCAAGAGCCCUCUUCAUUGCUGCACAGACCUUCCUGGGAAAAUCAUUUUUUCUGGGCUGAUGUGGUAUUCUGCCCUGGCACAUAUGCUCUUACAGAAACUUUAUUGCUUUGGCUUGGGUACCACAAAAUCUACAGCAAGCCAUUUCAUUUACAGAUCUACUGGUUUCAAGGCAGGAAAGACUGGUAAGGCUAGCAAAGUCACAGAUCCCCCCUCCCAACAUGAUUUGCAGUAUUCGUCAGGAUUCUUCUGAACUCCACUUCCCCAUUUUCUAUAUUGCCAAGUGGAAUUAUGUGGGUUGAUGCAGGAAAGCACUGAAGCAGCGAAUAAAGGUAUCUCAGGCCCUUUAAGUGUUACCAUAGUUGCUGGUGUCCGCAGGCAGUAGUAGUUCCUCUGAACUGCCACUGCUGGAGCCAGCCUUUGGUCUUGGGAAGAUGCUGGAAGCUUGCAUGUGCCCUACUCAUGGCCAACAGCCCUUGAUUAGGGACGGGGGUCAGAAAAUGCCACAGCAUCAUGGAAAUAAGGAAAUUUGCUUUUCUUCUCUGCAUCAAGACUGUGGUUCCCCAGUAUUGAAACAGUUGUACUUUCCCUUUAUGCAUCUCUGCGCUUUCCAGACGAAGGCAAUUCAGAACCUUUUAAAAUGAUUUUUGCUUUUAAAGGUACAGUGUGAAAAUUUACCUGGCCUUACAGCAGUAAUUAUAUGAGGCAAACAGCUCCAAAAUUCUUCUUUUAGGGUUCAAAGCAACAUUCCUCUUGUUACUAUGUUGAGGAACUGGAAGGGACAUUAAAGUUAGGACAAGCUAUCAGCCUUAAAUUGAGUGUGACCUUCUAACAGGCAGUUAGGACAAUUUGAUCUAUAAAUCUGUGUGACCUAUCUGUUCAGAACAUUUAAUAAAAAGUUUCAUAGGCAAACUUUGUUUGUAUACAGAAAAAUUUAUAUUUUCCAAUUAAUAACUUCUUCAUUGCCUAAUAACAUUUCUAUCUCUUUCUUUUCUUCUUUGCGUUUCCGAUUUUACCAAUAUGAUGAUUGUUAAAUUGCACAUGAAGCUAAUGGACUACAUUUAUAAUUUUCCAUAAUAAUAUUAUGAAAGAGAAGAUCAGGAAGUUACAUGAUAUAAAGAAUUUGACAACUUUUAAGGGCAUGUUAUUUAAAACGCUUCACGAUUGAAAGCAAAAUAAUAAGUGCUAUUUAUAAAGACGCCUCUGCAGAAUCUGUUUUUAUGUUGACUGUUUUAUGUUGAGUGUUUUCUUCCACAACAUGUAUGUGCUGCUUAUUAUUGCAGAUUUGCUCGUGGGCAUACUUUUUAUGUUUUAAUUUUUUUCUUCCAGCAAAACAAAUACGGGGCCUCUAAAAAUAGAUAAAGUAGUAUGGCUGUUGCAAGGAUAUUUUUAAAAUGCUUUUGAAUCUGAGACUUGGCUUGGCUCUGUGAAUGUGUUUCUAGUACUUAAGUGAAGUAUUUUUUUAAUUAGUACUCCUCCAAGAGCCUGGCAAAUAGAAAGUCCAGAAUCUAGUUUUACUUAUAGGGCCAGGAAGGCAAAGUACACCCAAAACUGUCCUGACAAGUAGUGGUGGCAAAAAUAGACACAUACUCUGCAAGGUUUUCCAGGAAAACCUGCUAAGGGUAGUGCUUGUUAACCUCACUUCCAGUACACCCACUCUCUUGGACUGUUUUUAUAGUCAAAAAAAAUCUAUUAAGAAUUAAGGUUUUUUUUUUUUUUUAAAUCCCCAUAAAUCCAGGUUAUGUGCCUUGGGCCCCCAAGAAAAAGUUAAAAAUCUAUUCAGUUAAUUGUAUGUUAUUAUUGUAGAUUGCUAAAUACUGUCCUGUUUGAACAUAUCCAAGUGGUUGCUGUAAGUGCCUUGCACAGAAGUUACUUCCCAUAAUCUGACAUUCUGGAACUUGCUUCCAUUUGAUUUGUAAUAACCUAACUGACUCAGAUCAUCUGAAUAAUUCCAUAUAGACCCUAUCUCUACAUCGCUUCCCCACCCCCAGACACGGAACAUGCCACUCUCCAACUAUUGAAGAAAGUGGCUUAUUUGUGGUUAUUGGUGCUGUUGUUAUUAUUAUUGUUGUUAUUGUUAUUUAAUUGCUUUGUUAAAGCUCAGUCAAAUGUCUUACCUAAAAAUGUACCAUUCCACUUGUGAGAAAACACAGUGUGCAUGUUGUAGUGAUGCUGUGUCAAAACACCUCACAACCAUCUUGUGGGUUUUCUUUACUUACCAGAGAAGUCUCUGAGGACAUGACUUGACAUUGCAAGAUUAGUGAGCUGUCUCUUUGAUUAUUUUGUUAAUUUUUAUUUAAGCUGAAACCAGUAACAUAAGAAAAUGGAAAUCUGGAUUGGCUGAUAACAAUCUUUCUAGUCUUCUAAAAUGAAGAUUGUGACACAAAUUCAUCAGGUGGCUCUGUUGUAGUUCCACUAACAUAUAGCAGUACUUCAGCUUUUAAGACCAAAAGAUGUGGCUCAGAAAUAUCAGCAUUCACUACCAUAAUAUUGUUGACUUGUUAUUUCAUAGAAACUUCUCAAAGCCCUGGGAAGGCACACCUUUCAGUGCAUAUGCCUUAAGGUUUCCACUCAAGUUUCAGAGUUUCACACUGACUCUUAUUAUUUCAGGGACUCUUCUCAACUCCCUGUUAAAAGAGGGAAAGGACAACACAGGGCCACCAUCCACCUUCACUUUUUCAGUGACAGAAAAGUGACGUAUGUACUGACAUACAUUGAGAGCCUCAGAGAUGAAAGAGAAAAAACAAACAAUCAGAAUUAUAAGAGCAGAUGAGCCAAUUACUUUUUUUUUUUUCUAAUUUCAGACUUUGCUUUUUACUUAAUGGACAUUCUCUGCCACUCUCAGAAACAUCUGAUUUGGGGUUAAAUGAAGCAGCUGGAGGAUGUUGAUAACUUUUAAGCUUCAAAUAACUUUCCACAUGAUUAUUCCACAUUGAAUAAUCAACUCCUUCAGUCUUAUUUUUAUGGGUGUCCAUCUCCUGAAUCUUUCUUAGUAGGAUAUUUUAUAAGAAUAUUUUCUCUGAAUUAUUUAUAUUUAUACUAUUUUGUU
Molecule: messenger RNA, 4958 nt
Organism: Phacochoerus africanus (Common warthog)
Lineage: Eukaryota; Metazoa; Chordata; Mammalia; Artiodactyla; Suidae
Gene: TMEM26
Product: transmembrane protein 26
Exons: 6
Coding region: 257-1363 (368 amino acids)
Source: RefSeq, a predicted model, not a curated record